Psammomys obesus (fat sand rat) is the source of this 1584-nucleotide messenger RNA. It is a transcript of the gene Rag2, whose product is annotated as recombination activating 2. Gene Ontology annotation, biological process: V(D)J recombination. Gene Ontology annotation, cellular component: DNA recombinase complex; nucleus. Gene Ontology annotation, molecular function: protein binding; sequence-specific DNA binding. The coding region runs from base 1 to 1584 and encodes 527 amino acids. The transcript has a single exon. Lineage: Eukaryota; Metazoa; Chordata; Mammalia; Rodentia; Muridae. The record is from RefSeq and is a predicted model, not a curated record.
AUGUCACUGCAGAUGGUAACAGUGGGUCAUAACAUAGCCUUAAUUCAACCAGGCUUCUCACUGAUGAAUUUUGAUGGUCAAGUUUUCUUCUUUGGCCAAAAAGGCUGGCCCAAGAGAUCCUGCCCUACUGGAGUAUUCCAUUUUGAUAUAAAACAAAAUCAUCUCAAACUGAAGCCUGCGAUUUUCUCUAACGAUUCCUGCUACCUCCCUCCUCUUCGCUACCCAGCUACUUGCUCGUACAAAGGCAGCAUAGAAUCUGACAAGGAUCAAUAUAUCAUCCACGGAGGGAAAACACCAAACAAUGAGCUUUCCGAUAAGAUUUAUAUCAUGUCUGUGGCUUGCAAGAACAACAAAAAAGUUACCUUCCGGUGCACAGAAAAAGACCUAGUAGGAGAUGUCCCUGAAGCUAGAUACGGUCAUUCCAUUGAUGUGGUAUAUAGUCGCGGGAAAAGCAUGGGUGUUCUCUUUGGAGGACGGUCGUACAUGCCUUCUACCCAGAGAACCACAGAAAAAUGGAAUAGCGUAGCUGACUGCUUGCCCCGUGUUUUCUUGAUAGAUUUUGAGUUUGGGUGUGCUACAUCAUACAUUCUCCCCGAACUGCAGGAUGGGCUGUCUUUUCAUGUUUCUAUUGCCAGAAAUGAUACCAUUUAUAUUUUAGGAGGACACUCACUUACCAAUAACAUCCGCCCUGCCAACCUGUAUAGAAUAAGGGUAGAUCUUCCUCUAGGUAGCCCAGCAGUGAACUGUACAGUCUUGCCAGGAGGAAUCUCUGUCUCCAGUGCAAUCAUCACUCAAACAAAUAAUGAUGAGUUUGUUAUAGUUGGUGGUUAUCAACUGGAAAAUCAAAAAAGGAUGGUGUGCAACACUGUCUCUCUAGGGGACAACAAGAUUGAAAUUAGUGAGAUGGAGACCCCAGACUGGACCCCCGAUAUUAAACAUAGCAAAAUAUGGUUUGGAAGCAAUAUGGGAAAUGGGACUAUUUUCCUCGGCAUACCAGGAGAUAAUAAGCAGGCUAUGGCAGAAGCAUUCUAUUUCUAUAUGCUGAAAUGCUCUGAAGAUGAAGUGAGUGAAGAGCAGAGAGUCUUCACAAACAGUCAGACAUCAACAGAAGACCCCGGGGACUCCACUCCCUUUGAAGAUUCAGAAGAAUUUUGUUUCAGUGCAGAAGCAACCAGUUUUGAUGGCGAUGAUGAAUUUGACACCUACAAUGAAGACGAUGAGGAAGAUGAGUCUGUAACUGGCUACUGGAUCACAUGCUGCCCAACUUGUGAUGUGGACAUCAACACUUGGGUUCCAUUCUAUUCAACUGAGCUCAAUAAACCUGCCAUGAUCUAUUGUUCUCAUGGAGAUGGGCACUGGGUGCAUGCCCAGUGCAUGGAUCUGGCAGAACGCACACUCAUCCACUUGUCAGAAGGAAGCAACAAGUAUUACUGCAAUGAACAUGUGCAGAUAGCAAGAGCAUUACAAACUCCCAAAAGAACCCUGCCCUUACAAAAACCUCCAAUGAAAUCUCUCCACAAAAAAGGCUCUGGGAAAGUUCUGACUCCUGCCAAGAAAUCCUUUCUUAGAAGGCUGUUUGAUUAG